Molecule: messenger RNA, 4010 nt
Organism: Poeciliopsis prolifica (blackstripe livebearer)
Lineage: Eukaryota; Metazoa; Chordata; Actinopteri; Cyprinodontiformes; Poeciliidae
Product: ubiquilin-1-like
Exons: 14
Coding region: 260-2848 (862 amino acids)
Biological process (GO): ubiquitin-dependent protein catabolic process
Cellular component (GO): cytosol
Molecular function (GO): polyubiquitin modification-dependent protein binding
Source: RefSeq, a predicted model, not a curated record
UGGUAACUAUAGUUUGCGGACUUAUUUUAACCCAAAAAAGACGUAACCAAAAAUCAAAGCAUUAGAUUAAGAACUGGAUCGCGAGCAAGGAUUAUAUUUGUUGCAUGGCAACAUGGAGAAUAUAUGGAUAUAACGGAAUGGCUGAAACAUCAGAGGAGCUUAAAGUAGAAGAAAGCAUUUCCUGCAUAUUCGUUAUUAGAAAAUCAGAUGGCAGUUGUCCCUUUUUCCCCCAACUGACCGCGAAAGCUUAACGUAUGGAAUGCGCUUCUCAAGCAGACGUACUCUGCAAUACCCCCGCCCCACGGGGCCGGGGCGGUUGUGCGCAUGCGCGGGGCCGGGAAUGAUGUGCGCAUGCGCGGGGAUCGGGCGGUUGUGCGCAUGCGUGGGAUUCGGGCGGCAGUGCGCAUGCGCGGGGCUGGGAUGGAUGUGCGCAUGCGCGGGGUUGGGGCGGAUGUGGGGUAUGACAACUUCUGGUGGCUAUAGCUUUAGCUUUAAAAGGCUAGGAAAAUGGCUCAGUCUGUUUUUGUUCAGUCCCUGGUUUUUCAUGUGGGGCAAGAAAACAGUCUUAUCUGUCAUAUCAUGCGUUCCCUACGGACCCGGACCAACGGAGGAGUGGAUCCAGGCGAUCCGAAGAGACGAAGGUCCGGACUUUUGCAUAAAGACGGGGAGCACUUUCGUAUGUAGCCGCCACUUCACACCGGAGGAUUUUGUUAGCGGAUCCACCAUCAGCCGCCUUAAAAGUGGAACUGUUCCUUCCCUGUUUGCCUGGAAUAACUUCACUGCACCGGCAAUGAGAGAGUCUGCUUUCGAGAGGGCUAAGAAAUGGCAGUGUGUCCUCUCUCAGAAAGCUAGCCAGGCUGAAGAUGCUACUGCGGACCAUGACUACACGACACAUCCACCCGCAGGUGCACUUGAUGAAGCUCUGGAUUAUAUUAAGGAGUUGGAGGUCAGACUUCAAAAAGUGGAUUUGUCUGCCACACUUUUUAGCCGCUACUGUGCCUCUGAUGACCAGAUCCGGUUGAGAAAGCUUUUUCAGGGAGACCAACUAGUAAAAAACAUGCUGCAUUGUUGUAAAAAUGAUCAUGAGAAACUGCGUACAGCGCUGACUGUGCAGUUCCAGCUGGCCCACAUAUUCACAACCUUCUGCCGAGUCAUCCAGACACACACACACACACUCCUCCACUCAGAGACGACUGCUCCAGGUCUGCCUUUUAUCCUCGUCCUCUGCCCGAUCAAAUCUGAGAUGUCGGACUCGGUGAAAGACAAACCGGUAAACCCUGAAAGCCCCCUCAGGUCAGACAGAAUCCAUGUUAUCCUUAGAAGCAUGUCGGAGAGCAGAGCGUUCACCAUCAGAGGAGACUGCACCGUCACACAGCUGAAACUGUGUCUGUCAGAGCGGCUGCGUGUCCCAGCAGAGCAGCUGGUGCUGACCCACUCCGGGCGGGUUCUCAGAGAGUCAGAACUCAUGAGUCACCUUAAAGAACAGAAGGGAUCGAUCAGCCUCUGCAUGAUUCGAAGGCCUGAACCUUCAUUUGCUCGGACCUCCAGUGAUUCAGUUUCAGAACUUGUUGAGUCAGAGCUAAAAGCUGUUCCUGACCCAGAGCCCAACCAAACACCUACUCCCACCUCGCCACUCUGCUCAGCUGAGGGUUUGGACAGUCUUGGCUCGGAAAACAGCAGAUCCAUCUUUCUUACUGCCACCUGGAGUAAAAUGGAGAGCCAGUUACCGAGUGACCUAGAACUGAUGCACUUUGUUCUGCCCAGCCCACUGGUGCACAACGCCCUCUGCACCUCCAGCCCUCAGGUAACAGGACAAGGCUCUCUGUCUAAUCCUCAAAUUCAGCAGCUGCUGACAACAAACUCUGAGGUGGAGGACAUUUUGAACAACCCAGAUGCCAUAGAGCAGGUGUGUGUGUUUGAGGUGCAAAAACUCACCAGGGAGCCUGAAAUGACAGAAGAGGUGACACAAAAAGAAGACGGAGCUUUAGAAAACGAGUCCAUGGUGCAGGAUAACCCUGCAAAUGCUGCUCUGCAUGUCCUUCAGACAAAUGAUGCAAAAAUGCAGCAACAGGAUCUUAAACAGACUCAGGAAGCAAUGUUUCCAUUAUUCACUACAUCAUAUGAGGGUCACCAGGGACCAGGAGGACAAACCAGCCCAACAUCACCUCCGUCCACUGACUCCACAGAUUCCCUCAGAGAGCUGACUGCUUCUCCCAGAACCGGUUCCCCUAAUGCAGGUCUGCAGUCGCUCCUGCAGGAGAUCACAGCCAGUCCAGGUCUGAUGGAGACCCUGCUCUCUGGGCCGCACAUCAACUCUGUUCUGAACUGCCUCAGCCAGAACCCGGACUUUGCUACACAGAUGCUGCUGAGCCAUCCCUUGCUCUCAGAAAAUGUUCAGCUGCAGGAGCACAUAAGGCAGCACAUUCCUCUCUUUUUGCAGCAGAUGCAAAGUGGAGAGCUGCUGUCCAUGAUGCUGAACCCCAGAGCCAUGGAGGCUUUGUUACAGAUCCAACAGGGGCUGCAGACUCUGGCUAUAGAGGCUCCCUCCCUCAUGGCUGAACCUGGAACCAGUGCUGGUUCUGGUCUUGCUGGUUCUCCUCAGCACCCAUCUGAUCCUAACUUGAACAACCAAGAUGAGCCACUGACAGAGCAGCAGCAGUUUGUACAUCAGAUGUUAAAGGCACUGGCUAACACCAGCAAUGGGGUCCGUCGUGAGGAAGAGGAGGAUUUCCAGGAGGAGCUGCAGCAGCUGAACUCGAUGGGCUUCAGAGACAGAAAGGCAAACCUUCAGGCCCUCAUCAGCUCAGGAGGAGACCUGUCCUCUGCUCUACACCUGCUCAGUCCUUAACAAUUAAUUAUCAGUUAUUAACAAGUGAAUUACAAAAAAAGAAAUAAUUUAAUUGUAAGCCAUACACAGGGUGUCAUCUACUAUCUAUGUAGUGAUAAAUCACUGGUAGAAACACAAAUCCACCAACGCAAUCGAGUAACAGUGCAGAUGUAGAUUACAGGCGCUAACUAAACAGAACUCACAGGAGAAAAUAACAAAACGUAUCUGUAUUUCACUGAAUUAUGGCAGGGAUCUACACCACAUAUUCAUAUUUUAGUAAACAAACUGAGUGUUUGAUAGGAACCAGAUGAAUUAUUCAACAGAAAAAUAGGAGUUUGUAGUGGAGAAAGAAAAAAAGGCUUUCAUUUUGUCUGCUCUGCUACUUCAGUUCUACUCUACAUGCAGUAGAUUCAUAACAUCAACAUCAAUAUUUAAAAGCAGGUGAUUUAUUAUGAAUGUCUGGCACAUAGUGGUGCCUCUUUGCUUUGUUACCUCCUGGUCACCAUCUCACACCCAGACAGAUGUCCUGUAUGUUCCCACAAGCUUCACAGUCCAACAGAUUAAACCUCAAACACAACAAGUGUGUGUCCCGACACACGCAGGUUGUUCAUGUAUGUUAAUCACAGACUAAAGCAGGUGUACAUAUCUAAACAUUCAGGUUCUUAACAAACGUUCACAUGUUGACAAUUAGCUAUUUUUAUUUCAAUAGAAUCAAAGAUAUUUAAUUGCACUUAAUAAAGAUGAACAUAGUUUUCCUCUUUAAGCAAAAAACUAACUUGUUUUCUAGCUGAGAAAAAAGUUAGGACACCGUAACAGUCUGACGUGUUUUAGCUGUAAUGACUCCUGUGAGGUUCUUUGAACCUUUGCUCCACUUUCGGUGCCGCUCUGAGGGCCAACCUGUUUGGAUGGCCAGUCCUGAACAUGUCACAGGUUCAUUUUAAUGUCCUGCACUUGCUGACUACCUUCUACACACCGAAAUUUCUAAUGUCUAAUUAUUUUGAGACUUUUUAAAAAUCUGUGUGCAAGACUCUCAAGCUGAUGAGUAAUGAUCUCUUGUGUGCACCGGAUGUGAGGUGUCCUUUAUUCUACACCCAAACUUUAAUUUAUUUUUACAUAUUUAUUUCAAUGUUGUUAAAAUUAUAUAUUUAUUGAAAUUAAAUGCCCAUAUAUCUUCCAAAUAAUC